CGCAGCACAGUCAGCUGAAAUCCAGAGCUGAGCUCAGAAGCUCACAGAGAGCAGACAAAACGCAGCAACCUCGACCGGGAAACAUCGUCAGACUCAGCAAAGGCAUGGAAUUUGGCCACAAAACACAAACUCCAAAUGGCAAACAGAGGGAUCUAAAGCCAGAGGCUGCAGGAAUGCUUUAAAAAUUUCUUGUAACCUUGCUUUGUUGAAAGGCUCUUUUCUCUUUCCAUUUGAAGUGACGCGACAUAGGGACAAUCCAUCUCUCAGGGCAGCCCAUCUGAAGUGGAUCAUGCCCCCUAGAUAGCAGCCUCAUCCUCCUCUCCACUCCCCCUCCCUGCCCCUGGCCCCUUCCUCUACCUUCCUGGUCCAGCACCAUCACUGCCACCUGUGUCACCACAGCCACCAUGCCCCCCAGGAAGAGGACGCGGCCAGGCCUGGGCUUCCUGUGCUGCUUCGGUAGCAGCGAGCCCCCAGAGAUCAACCUCAAAGACAGCGUCCCCCUGCAGCUGCUGGAGUUCAGCGCCCCCAUGCCGCCCGCUGAGGAGCUGCAUGCACGUUUCUCCGAACUGGUGGAUGAAUUGGACCUGACGGAUAAGAACAGGGAGGCCAUGUUCGCUUUGCCCGACGAGAAGAAAUGGCAGAUCUACUGCAGCAAAAAGAAGGAGCAGGAGGACCCCAACAAGCUGGCAACCAGCUGGCCCGACUACUACAUUGACCGCAUCAACUCCAUGGCUGCUAUGCAGGCCCUCUUUGCCUUUGAUGAGGAGGAAAUGGAAAUGAGGAACAAGGUGGUGGAAGAUCUGAAGACGGCACUUCGAACUCAGCCAAUGAGGUUCGUCACACGCUUCAUCGAACUCGACGGCCUCACCUGCCUCCUCAACUUCCUGCGCAGCAUGGACUACGAGACGUCAGAGAGCCGCAUCCACACCUCCAUCAUUGGCUGCAUCAAGGCCCUGAUGAACAACUCCCAGGGCCGCGCACACGUCCUGGCCCACCCGCAGAGCAUCAACACCAUCUCACAGAGCCUUCGGACAGAGAACAUCAAGACCAAAGUGGCGGUGCUAGAAAUUCUCGGGGCGGUGUGCCUGGUGCCUGACGGACACAAAAAAGUGCUGCAGGCCAUGGCACACUACCAGAAAUACGCUGCUGAGCGGACUCGCUUUCAGACGCUGUUGAAUGAGCUGGACAAGAGUACAGGCCGCUACAGAGACGAGGUCAACUUAAAGACUGCCAUCAUGUCCUUCAUCAACGCUGUGCUCAAUGCUGGAGCUGGGGAGGACAACCUUGAGUUCCGCCUCCACUUAAGGUACGAGUUCCUGAUGUUAGGCAUCCAGCCGGUCAUCGACAAGCUCAGAGAGCACGAGAACGCCACUCUGGACAGGCAUUUGGACUUUUUCGAGAUGGUGCGAAACGAGGAUGACUCAGAGUUGGCCAAGAGAUUUGAUAUGACCCAUGUAGAUACUAAGAGUGCCAGUGCCAUGUUUGAGCUGAUCAAGAAGAAGCUGAGCCACACAGACGCCUACCCCAACCUCCUCUCCAUCCUCCAACACUGCCUGCAGAUGCCCUAUAAACGUGGCGGUGGCAGUCUGCAGCACUGGCAGCUCUUAGACAGGAUCCUUCAACAGCUAGUCCUACAGGACGACAAGGGAGAAGACCCCGACGCCGCCCCUCUGGACAACUUCAGUGUCAAGAACAUCAUUCGCAUCCAUGGCUUCCACCAAUGCUCAAGGUUGGUCAAUGAGAAUGAGGUGAAACAAUGGCGAGAACAAGCAGAGAAGUUCAGGAAAGAUCAUGUAGAGUUGCUAGGUAAACUAGAGAAGAAGGAGCGGGAGUGUGAAACCAAGACCCAGGAAAAGGAGGACAUGAUGAAGACUUUGAACAAGAUGAAGGACAAACUCCAGCGUGAGGGAGUGGAGUUGCGCUCAGCCAGGGAGCAAGUCCAGGACCUUUCCUUACGGAUCAAUGACAUAUCUGGUGGCAACGUGUCCUUCCCGCCUCCUCCUCCGCCUCCUGGCGGCCCCGUGGCUCCACCUCCACCACCUAUGAUGGGCGGCUUUCCUCCACCUCCACCCCCACUACCAUUCAGCUGCCCGCCUCCUCCGCCACCUCCGCCUCCACCUGGAGCACCGCCUCCUCCACCGGGAGCCCCUCCCAUUUUCGGAGCCCCGCCUCCUCCGAUUCCCUCUUCGUUCAACUCGGCGAGCACCAUGCGCUCCAAGUCUAUCCCUCAACCGUCUCAUCCCCUGAAGUCCUUCAACUGGGCCAAACUAGGAGAGAAUAUGAUCAAUGGCACCAUCUGGAAUGACAUUGAUGACCUGAGAGCUUUCAAGAUUCUUGACCUCAAGGACAUAGAGAAGAUGUUUUCCGCCUAUCAGAGACAGCAGGACCUGCUCACUAACCAAUCCUUCAAACAGAAAGAAACCGGCUCUAUGGAUGAUAUAUACGUCAGCACGCGGAAGGUCAAAGAGCUGUCGGUCAUCGAUGGAAGACGUGCACAGAAUUGUAUCAUCCUGCUUUCAAAGUUAAAAAUGAGCAAUGAAGAGAUCAAGAGGGCGAUCUUAGAGAUGGAUGAGAGAGAAGAGCUGGCCAAAGAUAUGCUGGAGCAGCUGCUGAAGUUCAUCCCAGAGAAAAGUGACAUUGAUCUCUUGGAGGAGCACAAACACGAGCUGGAGCGGAUGGCCCGAGCCGAUCGCUUCCUCUUCGAAAUGAGCAGAAUUGACCACUACCAGCAGAGACUGCAAGCUUUGUUCUUUAAGAAGAAGUUUGCAGAGCGUCUAGCUGAAACCAAGCCUAAGGUUGAAGCCAUCCUGAAUGCGUCUAAGGAGGUUGUCCGGAGCAAGAGGAUGACUCAGAUUCUUGAGGUGGUGCUGGCCUUCGGCAACUUCAUGAACAAAGGCCAGAGAGGCAACGCCUACGGCUUCAAGGUCUCCAGUCUCAACAAGAUCGCUGACACCAAGUCCAGCAUAGACAGGAACAUCACCAUGUUGCACUACCUGAUCAUGAUCUUUGAGAAGAACUACCCGGACACACUGCACAUCCAGCAGGACAUCAGCAGUGUACCAGAGGCUGCCAAAGUCAAUUUGGCGGAGUUGGAAAAAGAGGUGCACAGUAUCAAAAGUGGAUUGAAGGCUCUAGAGGCGGAGCUGCACUACCAGCAGAGCAGGACAAGGGAACGUGGGGAUAAGUUUGUGGCUGUGAUCAGUGACUUCAUCACCGUGGCUGGCUUCAGCUUCUCUGAACUGGAGGACCAGCUGGGUGAAGCCAAGGACAAGUUUACCAAAUCUCUGAAGCACUUUGGGGAGGAAGAAGGAAGGAUGCAGCCCGAUGAGUUCUUUGGGAUAUUCGACACCUUCUUGCAGUCGUUCAGUGAAGCACGGCAAGACCUGGAGAACAUGCAGCGACGUAAAGAUGAGGAGGAAAGGAGGGCACGAAUGGAGGCCAUGCUCAAGGAGCAGAGAGAACGGGAACGACGGGCCAAAAAGAGUGGGGCCUCAGACGAGGUUGGCGGAGAGUUUGACGACCUGGUGUCGGCAUUGCGUUCCGGCGAGGUCUUUGACAAGGACCUGAACAAAUUCAAGCGUAACCGCAAGCGCUCUGUUAACCAGCUGGUGGAAGGUGGGGGCCGUGAACGAGCUGUCACCAAGGUAAACUAUUAGGUUGGGACAAGGAAGGUUAAAAAACAAAGACUAGAUGCCUAAGUUCUGCCAUGGUGAAGAUCUCUGAACACCUUUAGGUUGACAUUGGAGAGGAUGUAAAUAACGGCUGAAGUGGACAUGUUGAGACUUGUAUGGACAGUCACGCCGUUUUGAAGGAUGCAACACUCUCCUCUGAUUGGUCUUGUAAAGCUAUUUCCAACCCGUUUGCCCGGGUGUUGUAUGAUCUCCUGAGCUGGAUGAAGAACAGUUGGGAUCGAUGGAUGGACGGACAGACCACUGUGACACAUUAUAUCUUUUGACCAUAUCCUUUUAACACUGUGCUCAAGCUUCCAGCUCUGUAUCACUAGUCUUUCCCCCCCCCCCUCACCCCUUGCUGUUCCCCAGUAAGUUCCACGGUUCUGGAAUGGCCCUAUCUGUUUUUGCUUUCUGGCUCUAAAACACACAGGACAUUUGGAUCAGCCAGUUACACUGUACAUAGACACAAGGCCAAGAGACAAAGGAUUCGAAGGACAUCAGGCAGAAAAAACAAACAGAAAAAGAAGGUGGAAAGGGGAACUAAGCCAUAACCUUCAGUUAUGUUUGCUUCACGUGUCCCCCAGAAAAGACACUUUUUUAAACCACAGAAUAGAUGGAUAUACAUAAAUUUCCUUCACUGCAAAGUCAGCAAAUCCCAGAACAGUUUGUUGGAUUCUAAAAGAGUGAGGAAGGAUAUACAACAGGGGGUCAUGGGGGUCAUUGUUUUGAUACAGUGGAUUUAUCCCAAUGUCCUCAUCCAGUGCACAGCAUUCCCAGGGAGGGUGUACGUGUACAUCCCGAGCUGCGAUUUCAGACACAACUCUCAAGGGGGAAAAAAAACAAAAAAAACCCAACAACUUCUCAGCUUGAUCCAUUUGACAUAAUGAUGACUGUGCCACAAGGGUCAAGCCUCACCUACUCGCUUCAAUGGUUUCAACAUUGUUCUGGCAUUGAUUAGUGCCAAAGCAACGAGAAAACAAAUGUAAAUGUAUUAAUACAAAACGUACUGCAAUUAGGCGUUGAUAUAUAUUUAUAUUUAGAUGCAGACAAGCUAAUUGCAAAGAUGUAGAGGUUUUUUUAUGUUUUCAUGGCAUUUGGGGGUUUUGUACACACAAUGCAUUAUUUGUUGGUGUUGCAAGUUCACAUUGCUGUUGAAGUGAAUUUCUAUACUAUUUUGCGCUAUGUAAAAAAAAGAAAAAAGAAAAAAAA
Larimichthys crocea (large yellow croaker) is the source of this 4880-nucleotide messenger RNA. It is a transcript of the gene daam2, whose product is annotated as dishevelled associated activator of morphogenesis 2. The record is from RefSeq and is a predicted model, not a curated record. The transcript is spliced from 27 exons. Gene Ontology annotation, biological process: regulation of non-canonical Wnt signaling pathway; actin cytoskeleton organization; positive regulation of canonical Wnt signaling pathway. Gene Ontology annotation, molecular function: actin binding; small GTPase binding. Lineage: Eukaryota; Metazoa; Chordata; Actinopteri; Sciaenidae. Bases 405 to 3656 code for a protein of 1083 amino acids.